AUUAAUUCUUCAUUCUGCCACGAUUUUUGGCAAAUUAUACCCAGAAAAAUACGGAAAUUUUCAAGAAUUCUAUCUGCCGAAUGAAUGGUCUUCGGUUAAAGACUGUCCGGUGCGUUAUUAUGAUUACGGUAGAAAAACUCUAGUAGCUCCCGUUGCUGGUCAAGACGCCUAUGAACGAGAAUUUGCUCACAUGGCGGCAAUCGGAUGGACUCAAGAUGACGGAACAAUAAGUUGGAACUGCGGUGGAUCGUUAAUUAGCGAAAAUUUUAUCGUCACUGCCGGUCAUUGUGCUUCCUGGCGAAAAAAAGCUCCUGAUGUCGCUCGCAUGGGAGAUUUGAACUUGGAAAGUGAUUCAGACAACAAAUGGGCUCAACAACUGGAAAUUGAGGAAGUUAUUCCGCAUCCGCAGUACAGUGCGCGUUUCAAUUAUUACGACAUUGCUCUCAUAAAAUUACGUGGAUCGAUCAAACUUCAUGACACCGUUUGCCCGGCAUGUCUUUGGAGGAACGAAUCAACGCGAUUUCCCUUUCUCGAGGCUUGUGGAUACGGGCAAACUGGAUUUCUUGCUGAAAAAACACCAAAAUUGCAGAAAGUUACAUUGAGUCCGGUUAGUUUUGAGAGUUGCAAGGAGGAUUUUCCGGCAGAUCGAAAACUUCCGCAAGGACUUCAAAGUCAUCAAAUGUGUGCGGCAGAUCGAUCGCAUAUUCAAGACACUUGCUUGGGAGACUCUGGAGGUCCGUUACAGAUUAAACUCCUGGGAAAAGCUAAAAUGCAUCCAUUUAUCAUUGGAAUAACGUCUUUUGGGAAGUCAUGUGGCACAGAAACACCGGGAGUUUACACGCGAAUAUCACAUUUUGUCGAUUGGAUUGAAAGUGUCACCGGAAUUGAAACAGAUCCGAGAAAAUGUGCCAUGAAAUAUGCCACACAUCGUGAAUUUGAGCCAGAUGCAGUUACCAAAAGUGGCGAUAGGGAACUAAUUGAUGGGACAAAAUUUCAUGUUGACACUUUUCCGGAACAUUUGGAGUAUAUUGUGAAAAUUGGAAGUUGUUACGGGAAUUUAGUGACUGAAAAAUUUGUACUUUCUUCAGCUACUUGUGUGAAAAAUAAACAAAUUCAGACAAUUAUUACAAAUGAUAACACAGAAAUUCGAGUAAAAGCUGUUACGGUUCAUCCUAAAUUUAAUGGAAUCGAUAAUGAUAUUGCUUUGAUUGAAGUGCAACAAGAAAUUGAAUUCAACGAUGACGUGCUUCCCGCUUGCUUAUUUUCCGACUCCUUUAUCCCAGAAAACCUCCAACUCGGCUUUGUUGGUAUUGGUGCUGAACAAAAUCAUGGAAAUCGCUACUACGUUGAGACUUAUCAAGAAAACCAACCAGAAAAUUUUCUCAUGUCUCGUUCGCGUCCCGUAAAUUACUCGUAUUGCAAUGAAUUUUAUCAACCAGAAGGCUUUCGAGUUGAUGAACAAACUAAAAUCUGUUACGGCAAUCCAGAUUAUUUUUUGGUACCAGAUACUUGUCGAAUUGCCCAUGGAGCUCCGAUUGAACGAGAGUUGUAUACUUCCGAAAGAUAUCAUUCUUUUAUUUUUGGAUUACCAGUCGAAGCCAAUGAUUGUGGUUUCGGAUAUCCAGCAAUCGCAACCAGAGUUUCUUCUUACAUUGAUUGGAUUGAUUCAAUAAUUUUUAAGGGACAGAAAAAUGAUGAAAUUUGUUCUCUUCCGUUUUCGGGAAAAACUUCGACUUGUAAGCGGGCAAGUGAGUGUCCGCAUUUGGUGCAGAAAGUGAGAAGUGGAAAGGCAAAUUUGAUGGAUUUCAUUUGCAAGUUCGAUGAUGCUCGAAAUCCACUGGUGUGUUGUCCAAAAGUGAGUGGAAGUGAGGCACAGAAUAAAAUCGAAAAUUGUCCAUCAUUUUAUCUCCAACACCGGCAAGGAUCAGACGAAAGCUCCCACGUUGCACUGAUCGGCAAUGGAAAAACUCGAGACUGGCGUUGUCGUGGCUACCUUAUUUCAGACAAACAUGUUCUUACCUCAACCGAAUGCGUUCCUCAAAAAUCCUUAAACGACGUUGUAGCCUUACGAAAUGACCGAGGAACUUUGUAUGGCAUCAAAAAAGUCGUCACAAACGAAAAAACACUCAGUUUGAUAACUUUGAACGAAACUGUCAACAUAUCCAGAAAAGUUGUUCCUAUCUGUUUGUGGUCUGAUCCCUCAAAAAUCCCCUUUUUGAACUCUUUUAUACCCUCUAAGAUACGUGAGCCUCUCAAAUCUAUCAUAAUUCGACCUCGCCCGUAUUCAAAAUGUAAAAAAAUGGAUAUUUCCAACUCAGUUACGUCGAAAGAUCAAAGUUGUUUGACAUUUUUGAAUAAAUUUCCAUGUACAAGUGUCGGAACAGGAGUUCAGUUCAACCGAAAUGAGACUGGAUUGAGAAUUCCUUACCUCAUUGGACUCUUACAUGAUGUUGGAAUGGUUUUUUGUGAUGUAGACGAUGUAGACGAAGACAAGCCGGCAUAUGCAUUUACUAAAGUCGCACCUCACUUUGACUGGAUUUUGGCACAUGUUGAUUAACAAG
Culicoides brevitarsis is the source of this 2561-nucleotide messenger RNA. RefSeq lists its product as uncharacterized. Gene Ontology annotation, molecular function: serine-type endopeptidase activity. The coding region runs from base 191 to 2557 and encodes 788 amino acids. The transcript has 3 exons. Gene Ontology annotation, biological process: proteolysis. The record is from RefSeq and is a predicted model, not a curated record. NCBI's taxonomy places the organism in Eukaryota, Metazoa, Arthropoda, Insecta, Diptera, Ceratopogonidae.